GUACCUUGUGAAACUUAAAAUUGAAUGAAGUGUCCACGGUUUUGUGAACGAGUGGUAAAGUUGCAGUACAUGGCAGAUCUUAGUGAAAUUAGCUAAUGGAAUCUUCAAAAGACGGUGGCAUUUUCUCGUUAAAAUAGAAAUGGCAUUGCAAGAAGUACCGUUGGAAACAUUUCCUGCUAAGAAGAGAGUCAAACCAAUAGAACUGCGCUUCGAUGAUCUCAACUAUACAGUAUCAAUGGGAUUUAGAAAAGGAAAAAAAGAGAUUCUUCACAACGUGAACGGAUGUUUUCUACCUUGUCAGCUGGUAGCUAUCAUGGGUCCUUCUGGAGCUGGAAAAUCUUCCCUCCUGGACCUUCUGUCUGGAUACAGAAUUACAGGGGUGGAAGGGCGAGUGAGUGUCAACGGACGUCCGAGGGAUCUCGACGAGUUCCGACGAGUCUCCUGCUACAUCCAGCAAGAUGACCGACUGCAGCCGCUGCUCACGGUGGCUGAGAACAUGCAUGUGGCUGCGGAACUGAAACUGGCAAGGAGUAUACCAGCGGCAGAAAAACAGAACACUAUUGCAGAUAUCCUGGGCACCUUGGGCCUGACAGAUGCAGCGAACACACAAGCUAAAAGACUGUCAGGGGGACAGAAGAAGCGACUGUCUAUAGCCUUGGAGCUCAUCAACAACCCUGUAGUCAUGUUCCUGGACGAACCCACCACUGGCCUGGACAGUUCAUCGUGCUCUCAAUGUGUCUCACUACUCAAGCUGCUGGCAGUUCAAGGCAGGACCAUCAUCUGCACCAUCCACCAGCCCAGUGCAGCGUUGUUCCAGAAGUUUGACUUUGUCUACGUGCUAGCAGAGGGUCGAUGUUUGUACCAAGGAGCUACAAGAAACAUGGUCCCGUAUCUGCUGUCAGAAGGACUACCUUGUCCAAAAUACCACAACCCUGCUGACUAUGUUAUCGAAUUGGCAUGCGCAGAACACGGUGAAGACAAAAUAGAAAAACUUGUCAAAGCAACACAAAACGGGAAAUCAUUAGAGUGGUUUGAAAAUGCAGAAGAAAUAGCAACAGAUGUGCCAUACACUGAAAAGAAGGGUAUUCAGCUACCUCUGAAGAAAUGUGUGGGAGGACUUCAAGAAACCUCAAUAACUAAUCAAGUGUGCGUUCUUGUCAAAAGAGGCCUCAUCAAGAUCAAGAGAGAUAAGACGCUGACUCACAUGCGGAUCAUCGUAAACAUCCUGACAGGAAUCAUGCUUGGUAUGUUAUGGCUGCAGGUUGGGGACAAAGGCUCUCAAGUACUAGACAACUACAACCUGCUCUUCUCAAUACUCAUGCAUCACGUCAUGAGCACCAUGAUGCUGGCCAUCCUCACGUUUCCAAUGGAGAUGUCAAUUCUGACAAAAGAACACUUCAACAGAUGGUAUUCACUCAAAUCAUUCUUCAUAUCUGUCAAUAUAAUUGACUUUCCUGUUCCUGUGAUCUCAUGUGUGAUAUUUUCUGCAAUUAUCUACGUAAUGAGCGGCCAGCCUCUCGACCCAACGAGGUUUACGAUGUUUACCUUCAUCAGUUUGCUGGUAGUCUUCAUAGCACAAAGUAUUGGCUUCAUGGUGGGAGCCAUCUUCAGCGUAGUGAACGGGACAUUUGUCGGGCCAGUUCUGGUGGUGCCGAUGAUGAUGUUUUCCGGCUUUGGCCUCAGGAUACAAGACAUCCCCUUCUACCUGAAGUGGGGUUCUGAUUUGAGCUACCUCCGCUACAGUCUGGAGGGUUACAUCGCAGCCAUCUACGACGGCCGAGACAUGCUGCCCUGCCCUGACUUCUACUGCCACUAUAGAUACAUCAAGAAGUUCUUACUGGACGUAGGGUUCACAGAUGAUCAGUUCUGGAAUGACAUCCUAGCUUUGUCUAUGAUGUUGUUCCUAGUGAAAGUCGCUGCCUAUGUUUUGCUCAGGUGGAAAAUCCGAUCCAUGAGAUGAGAAUUUGUAUAUUUAUUUAUAACACAAAAUUUCCAUAAGGCCUAUUAGUUCACUAGUGUUGCCAACGCUAGCGUUGGGUAAGAAUUAGGUUUAGAGUACUUAAUCACUUAAAACUUUUUUCAGGCAGUGACACACAAGUGUAUUUUAAGCUGUAAUUGAAUUUAGGGUAGACGUCGAAUAAAUAAAGACAAUCCUGUGUUUUUUACUAAGACAAAAAAAGACUUUAACCAGUAAAUACUCCAUGAUAUUUACAUUCUUACUCUUUCUAAGAAACGUUAGCAUUGGCAAUAUCUUACAAAAUGGUCCUAAGGUCCUACAAUGCCAUUAUUGGGAGAUGGAUUCUUUGGAUUGUUGAAUAGGUAAUUGAGCUCUUCAUGACACUAUCUGAAGAUAGUUAAGAAUUGGGAUACAUUUACCUACUUUUGAAACUGUUUUAUUGCUCAAUCACCAAGGUGUCAUUCAACUGAAUACGGAAUGUGCAGUAGACUUCCUCUAUGUCCAAUCUUUUAGGUCUGGACUUUAGUUUUUAGUUUGGCCAAGAUGGUACAUACAAAAUAAUAACCAUUUAGUCUAAAACCAUUAAAACAUCGAUGGUUUUAAAAAUACUGUGGAAACAACCUUUUAGCCAAAGGUAUUGAAAAACAAGAGAUUUUAAAAUUGUUAAUAACUAUAUCCAUAUUACUUCAGGAUUGGAGAAAGUAUAAAAUCUAGGUUUUGGUAACUAAAAAACAUAAUAAUUUAUCAAGUUGCAAGCCCUGUUAAACAUCCAUGUUCAUCUUUCAGUUUAGUUGCGGUUUUAACGUUUGUGUUAUAGUAAUGCAAAUAUAACAACAGUUUAUUGAUUUUUGUCACUAUUCGUGUGGUUUUGAAACGUAUUUCAUUUUUGCAUUAACUUCUGGUACAUACACUUUUAGUUAUGUCAAGGUUUUAGCCCCAAGAACAUGAGGAAUUCUACUGAAACAUGAAAUAAAACAUUCCAAUAUAUCUUGUAAGUUAGUUGUGUUAAGGUUCCUUAUAUUGUGUAAACAUAUUGUCAAAUGUGUAUAUUUAUAUAUAGUUUAGUUGAUUAAGUUACCGCACUGAAACUACUGUAACAUUCGUUGAAUAGCUACGGUAAAUAAAAUCAUGCUCUUAUACUACUGGAUACAAAAUUUUUAUAGUAAAAAUUAUUUUUUGGCUCAUAAAAAGGUUAUCCUAGUAGCACAAAUAUGUGUUUUAUAAAUAUUUUAUAUAUUUAAAGUUGUAUUUGAUAGA
This is a messenger RNA of Macrosteles quadrilineatus (aster leafhopper), 3214 nucleotides long. Its product is annotated as ATP-binding cassette sub-family G member 4. The record is from RefSeq and is a predicted model, not a curated record. Bases 140 to 1960 code for a protein of 606 amino acids. Gene Ontology annotation, molecular function: ABC-type transporter activity; ATP binding; ATP hydrolysis activity. The transcript has 12 exons. NCBI's taxonomy places the organism in Eukaryota, Metazoa, Arthropoda, Insecta, Hemiptera, Cicadellidae. Gene Ontology annotation, cellular component: plasma membrane.